AUGAACAGAAUGGGAAAUGAGAUUUUUAAGUUAUUUACAAUUGAAAGAAUAAAAACAGUUGAUCAAGAAUAUCAAAUGAUUAGAGAAAAGUCCAUCGAAUCAGAAAAGAAGCUAUUCUCAACACUACAAAAUAUUAUCAAACUCAAAAACAUACUUCAUGAAGCUGCUUUACUUCAAGUUGAGAUUUCUUAUUCAUUAUGUGAAAUGACUUUAAACAAUCUCAAAGCAACUCAACUGACUAACUCUAUUUUGAAUGCAUCACAGGAUAUUCUAACUCAACAAAAUCACUUCAAUUCAUUCAUCAAAGAUAAUAUAGAAAUCCCUCUCCAUUCAUUUCUUAAUCAAUUCAGAAUGUUAAGUAGACGAGAUUGUGAGUUAGAAGAAAGAAGAAAGAAAAUGGAUAAAAUGAAACAACACCUAGUAAAGAAAAAGAGAAAGAAGUUAG
Messenger RNA from Entamoeba dispar SAW760, 445 nucleotides. RefSeq lists its product as uncharacterized. The transcript has a single exon. The record is from RefSeq and is a predicted model, not a curated record. NCBI's taxonomy places the organism in Eukaryota, Evosea, Mastigamoebida, Endamoebidae. The annotation marks the transcript as partial.